Peromyscus californicus insignis is the source of this 7384-nucleotide messenger RNA. It is a transcript of the gene Il22ra1, whose product is annotated as interleukin 22 receptor subunit alpha 1. Bases 157 to 2271 code for a protein of 704 amino acids. Gene Ontology annotation, molecular function: protein binding. NCBI's taxonomy places the organism in Eukaryota, Metazoa, Chordata, Mammalia, Rodentia, Cricetidae. The record is from RefSeq and is a predicted model, not a curated record. The transcript is spliced from 7 exons.
GUUCAGCCUAGGGGGACGGGAUAGGUGCCUUAAGCCCCCGGCAUUUCCUCCAGCCGGAAUCAAGCCAAGGAGUCAUUGCUGAAGCAGCACUCCGAUUGCCCCCUCACUUGCCCCAUUCUUUUCUUCUUGUAAUGAAUUCUUAGGGCAGGCUUUGAUAUGUGCCGAUUGCUGUCUGAUAAGACUGUCUUUGGGCUUUGCCUUUUCCCUCUCAGUGUGCUGAUACACCACCAGGGCCCUUGGGAUGAAUCAGUCACCAGACCAGAUAAACAAGCCCUUCUGCUGCUGGUGCCUCAUCAGCACCCAAGAAGGGAACCUCCCUUGGAUCUCACCCAGGCCCUGGAAUUCCUCAGCACCAGACUAGGUACCUUUGGACCCCUGCCCCCACGGGGCCUGGAUCUUACUCUGCUCUCCUCUCCCCGCCCUACGCCAGGCGGAGCCAGCUGCCAAAGCGGCAAGACUUCACACACAGCCCAGCCUCCUUGCAGGGUCCAGAGCCGAGGUCCAAAGGGGCCCUGGGGGGACCCAAUGAAGAUACUACUGACCAUCUUAGCUGUGGGAACCCUAACCGCUCACACUGCAGAGGACACACCUAGUCUCCUUCAAUACGUGAAAUUCCAGUCCAGCAACUUUGAAAACAUCUUGAUGUGGGACAGUGGACCAGCUAGCACCCCGGACAUGGUCUACAGCGUGUUGUAUAAGAGGUACGGAGAGACAAAGUGGCUGGCCAAGGCAGGCUGUCAGCGGACCAAGCAGAAGUCCUGCAACCUGACUAUGGAGACAGGCAACUUCACCGAAUUUUACUAUGCCAAUGUCACGGUUUUCAUCUCAGGAGUUCAAAAAGACUCCAAGAGAAGUGAACGUUUCAACUCACUGCAAUACACUACCAUCAAACCACCGGCUGUGACCUGUAUCCCCAAAGUGCGGUCCAUCCAGAUGCUAAUCCACCCCACAUUCACACCCGUCCUCUCGGAAGAUGGCCACCAGCUAACUCUGGAGGAGAUUUUCCAGGACCUGUUCUACCGCUUAGAACUCCAUGUCAACCACACCUACCUAAUGCACCUUGAAGGCAAACAGAGAGAAUAUGAGUUCCUGGGUCUGACCCCCGACACACAGUUCCUCGGGUACAUCACAAUUCUGGCUCCAAUGUGGUCCAAGGAGAGCGCCCCCUAUGUGUGCCAAGUGAGGACGCUGCCUGACCGGACGUGGGCCUACUCCUUCUCAGGUGCUGUGCUGUUCUCCAUGGGCUUCUUCGUCGGCUUGCUCUGCUAUCUAGGCUACAAAUACAUCACCAAGCCCCCUGCACCUCCUAAUUCUCUGAAUGUCCAGCGUGUCCUGUCCUUCCAGCCGCUACGCUUCAUCCAGGAGCGUGUUCUGAUCCCUGUCUUGGACCUCAGUGGCCCCAGCAGUCUGGCUCAGCCCAUCCAGUACUCCCAGGUGGUGGUCUCUGGGCCCAGGGAGCCACCUGGAGCUGCACAGCGGCACAGCCUGCCUGAGGUCACCUACAUAGGGCAGUCAGAUGUCUCCAUCCUCCGGCCCACCAAAGCACCACCUCAGCAGACAUUGUCCCCACCAUCCUAUGCCCCAAAGGCUGUCCCUGAGGUCCAGCCCCCUUCCUAUGCACCUCAGGUAGCCUCUGAUGCCAAAACUCUAGUCUACUCACCACAGCAGGUGAUGAAGACCCAUCCUUCCACCCACACCGGGCAAGGCAUUCUGGACAGCUGGCCUGCGUCCUACGCUGUGUGUGGGGAGGACACUGGCAAAGACUCCACUCCUGAGCGCCUCUCCAGUCCCAAACACCCCGUGCCAAAGGGUCAGCCUCAGGAAGACACUCUUGCUGGAAGCUGUCUCCCAGGGGACUUUUCUCUGCAGGGAGUCACCUCCUUGGCUCAGGAGGAGAUAAAAAGACCAAAGUCACUCCCCCUACCUCUGGAAUUUUGCACAGACAGAGGGCCUGACCUUCAUGCACUGCACAGCAGAGCGCCAGAGACACCACGGUACCUGAAGGGGGCGCUCUCCCUCCUGUCCUCUGUCCAGAUCGAGGGCCACCCUGUCUCCCUCCCUUUGCACACCCACUCCCUCUCAUGUUCCCCCUCCAACCAGGAACCAAGUCCCUGGGGCCUGCUGGACUCCCUCGUGUGCCCCAAGGACGAGGGUCCAGGGACUGAGGCUGAGGCCAUGAGCCACAGUGUUGCAGCCUCCGAGCUGGAACAGUCCACAGAACUGGACUCUCUUUUCAAAGGCUUGGCCCUGACUGUGCAGUGGGAAUCCUGAAGGAAGAUCAGAGCAAGCAGGCCUGAGCUUCCUCCUGCCCAACCUGGCUGACAACCCCACACCCACUAGGCCACAAACUCCUGAAGGCCAGCUCCAGGUGGGUGCCCUGGCGAGAACCAGCGAAAGGGAGAUUUGGGGCCCAAGUGGGGAUCCAAGCGUACGGUGAGGGCUCUAGCGGAGAAGUGGCAUGUGCAAAUGGCCUGUGCCACAGAGCCAGGCAGGUAGGACAGACGGAGUGGGGUAAUGCAGGGAAACCUCCUGGAGACCCACCCCACUCUACCCCUCAGCUCCUAGGACAUGGGGCUAGAGGCUGCCUAUCUUCACUUGCUUCCUGGCCAGCUCCCUAAUGUAGUUUAACUAAAAGUGAGGCAUCCGCCUUCUCUGAAGGAGCUCAGAUUGGAAGCGAGGAGACCCAGCCUAACAGGCACUCUGCCAAGGCCGGAGGCAGCACCAUGGCAAAACUUCAGGGCAGAGUGUGGCUCGGGGCUCACUCCCUGCCAGAAGCCCCUUCUUUGCUCUUCUGUGGGAGGCGUCACCCUGGAAUAGCCUGUUAGACCGUCAUAAGGUGAGGGGUGUGCUGCACAGAACUUUUCUGCAGGCAGGGGUCCAGAAAAAAAGCAUUUCAACGGGGCGUGGGACCGUGAACCCAAAGACUUUGGAGCCUCAGCAUGUCCGGGCUCAUAUUCCGGCCUCUCCACAUGUCUGUCGUCUGCAUGACAUCAAACAAGUGAAUUAGCUAGCUCAGACCUCAGCUCCUUCAUCAAUGAAACAGGGAUCAUCACACUGGUCUUAGGAGGUGGUACCAAAGAUGACAUUAAUGUCUGGGAGGUGCUUUGUGGCAGGGUCCAAUACCCGGCCACCGUCUUCCACUGUGAGGGUCUUUUGUUUUGUUUGUUUUUAAGUCUGAAAACACAAGGAGGGCCUCCUUCCUUGCGUGUUGGCUCAUGGGUGUUUUCUCCUGGGACAGAGACUGUUGCAGGCAAGGACUGAGCUAUCUAGGGCAGACAGGAGGAGUCUCUACAGGGCUUUCUGGAAACAGGCCCAGAGGCAACACAUGGCAGGGAGCCUUCUCUUUGAGACUGUGGGUGGAAGCUGUUUGGACAGAGGCCAUCUCACAGGGCCUUCUUGGCGUGGAGGAAGCCCCAGGCCUCUGUCUGCCCCAUCUCGUGACACAGUGGCAGUUCUAUACCACCCUGGCCCCCUGACCCCGUGCCUGUACCCAGGAAGAGGAAGCAUCCUUUACUCUCCGCUGUCAGGAAGCCAUGCCCAUUAUACCACUCCCAUCUCAGAUGGGCCUUACAGGAGGAAGCUGAGGCCCAGGCCUAUCCAAAGGCCUGCCGUGGAGCCCACCCUCACAUGCAGGGUCUUUUGUGUCAAGAGUGGAUGCUCUCUGCCCUGUUGAAAUUCUGGGGGGGCUGAGUCUGGCCGAACACAGAAAAGGAAGGGCCCCUAAAGGGCUCCUGAGAGAUAAGUGCCCUCCUCAUCACCUUCUUGUCCCAAAUUCCUGAGACACAGCACCACACUCCAUCUGCGUCAUCGUGGCCUUCCAGAAGUACACCGGGCCCUUCCGCUGUGCUCACCUGUGUUUCCCCCUUUUUUCCCCACUUCACCCCCUUAAUGACACAUAGUGACAGGUGGGGCGCUUAUCUAUAUAUCAUUAAUAUUUAACCUCCCUCUAAGGUCAUUGACCCAGUAUCUCCGGCCAAAGGUUAACUGCCUUCACUUUGUUUAAGAGUGAAAAGUCAUCGAAUGAUAGGCCUGUUCUUACUCGGUCAGUGCAACCAGAGCUGCAGAGACGCUUUUAUGGAAGGCCAUAAACUGGCUGCCAGCUCCCAGAACUAUGUGUGUAGCAACCAUAACAGAAAUGAGGGAGAAACAGGAGUGUCUAAGGAGGAGCCCAUGGCCCCCCUCUGAGGGCCCCUCUGAGGGAUCACUACACACGCUCCUCCCCUGGCAUCCCAGGUCGAUAGCUGGCCUGGAUCCUGCUAGAAGGCAGGCUGUCAAAGUUUCACAGUGUCUCAGGUGAGCCUAGCUUUUCUGAGAGCCCUACCCUACCCCAUAACCUGGAAAGUCUUCAGCUCUGCCUGUGGUGCCCUGUCCCACCCAGAGAAAGGUGAGUCUCCGAGUCGCCUGCCUAACAAGGAAUGGCAGAACCAGGAGUACAAGACUAGUGACCACAGCAUUCCCCCAACCUUAUCCUCUGGGGACAAGUGGAGACCCCAGACCCCUGUCCAGCUGGAACCCACAAGCUGCAUGCAGCCAAGGAAAGCCGUGACUGCAUCCCAACACGAAAUGGUAAACUUACUUAAAACAUCAUGACAUGUUUCUGUCUCUUUUUUUUUUUUGGAAUGUAGUUGCCUGGUUUUGCAAGUAUGAAGAUAACAGUGUCAUAUCCAGAGGAUGCUUGAAACCACAGGAGCUUCCAAAUCCUGCAGAUGCUCUGGUGUGUUACAUGCCUGUGAUAAAUCUUAAUUUGUAAAUUAGGCACCUGAAGAGACACCAAACCACAGAAUAGAAUGGCAGCUGUAGGAAGCACAGUAAAAGUUACUUGAACACAAUACUUAGUUACCAAUAGCCAGUCUGACUGAGCGAUGGGUGUGUAGCAUAUAGAGAGUGGAUACACCAGAUCACAGGAUAGUGCCCAUCUAUGGCCAGAUGGAAGAGGAUGGCAUGACAUCUUAUCAUGUCAAUUGGAAUAAGGGGCCACAUAAAACUUAUAGAUUAUGGGGCUCAGUGGCUAAGAGCACUGGCUGCUCGUUCAGAGGACCCAGGCCUGAUUCCCAUCACCCACAAGGUGGCUCACAACUGUCUGUAACUCCUGUCUCAGGGGAUCUAGCCCCCUCCCCUGACCUCUGGAGCACAGACAUGCAUGUAGGCAAAACAUCCAUACACAUAAAAUAAAAACGAAAGAGGGGGAGAUGUUUUAAACUUAUGAAUUAUUUCUGGAAAUUUCCAUGUAAUAUUGUUGACUAAAGGUAACUGAAACCAGGAAAAGCAAAAGCGUGGAUGAGGAGAACUCACUGUAGCAGCUGUGGUGAGAGGGAGAAAGGGCCCGGCCUGUCACUUAGUGGAUUUCCGUCUCCACCGUCUAUCCUCCUGCUAAUCUUCCUUCCGUGAUGCACUGCGGUACCCAUCCUUCCCAAGGAGGAAAAUGUGGCUCAGAGAAGUGAGUUUUCCUCGUCUCAAAACUUGGGACUGAGAGUUAGGGACCUAGAUAACUCAGCAGGUAAGAACAUUUGCUGCACAAUCCUGAGAGCCUGAGUUCAAAUCCCCAGCACCCAUGGGGAAAAAAAGGAGUGGACCGGUAACCCAGCCUCGGGAGAGGGAAGCAGAAAAGGACCCCUGGGGCUUGCCAGCUGCUAGCCCAGCUCCAGGUUCAAGGACAGACUCUAUCUGAAGGGAGUAAACAGCCAGUGACAGGGCAGGAUGGUUGAUGUUAUCCUCUGUGUUCUGCACACAUGUGGGCAGGGCACACUCACCCACAUGUGUGCAUUCACCACAUACCACACUCACAUUCACACACUCACCCACAUGUGUGCAUUCACCACAUACCACACUCACAUUCACACACUCACCCACAUGAGUGCAUUCACCACAUACCACACUCACAUUCACACACUCACCCACAUGAGUGCAUUCACCACAUACCACACUCACAUUCACACACUCACCCACAUGUGUGCGGGCCUGGCGGUGGUGGCGCACGCCUUUAAUCCCAGCACUCGGGAGGCAGAGCCAGGCGGAUCUCUGUGAGUUCGAGGCCAGCCUGGGCUACCAAGUGAGUUCCAGGAAAGGCGCAAAGCUACACAGAGAAACCCUGUCUCGAAAAACCAAAAAAACAAAACAAAACAAAAAAAAACCCGCAUGUGUGCAUUCACCACAUACCACACUCACAUUCACACACUCACCCACAUGUGUGCAUUCACCACAUACCACACUCACAUUCACACACUCACCCACAUGAGUGCAUUCACCACAUACCACACUCACAUUCACACACUCACCCACAUGUGUGCAUUCACCACAUACCACACUCACAUUCACACACUCACCCACAUGUGUGCAUUCACCACAUACCACACUCACAUUCACACACUCACCCACAUGUGUGCAUUCACCACAUACCACACUCACAUUCACACACACACUGUGCCAACAACAACAAAACUUGGGGAUUCAGCUCAGUCGGUAGCAUGCUUACUUAACAUUCACAAACGCCCUAGCACCGGCACAUACCUGUGACCCCGGCAUGUAGGGGAAGAGGCAGGAGGAUCAGAAGUUCGAUGCUGAUUGGGUGUGAUGGCUUCCACCUUUAAUCCCAGCACUCAGGAGGCCGAGGCAGGCAGAUCUCUAUGAAUUAAAGGCUAGCCUGGUCUACAUGGUGAGACACUGUCUCAAAAAGAGGAGGAGGAAGAAGAAAAGUUGUUCAAGGCCAUCCUCAGCUACGUAGUAGGUUUGAGGCCAGCCUGGUCUACAUGAAACCUUGUCUCAAAAAAGAGAAAGAGGAAAUUUUUCUUUGGCUCAUGGAUUCUGAAAAAAUGUUCUGUCAUGGCGGGGAGCGUGUGCUGGAGGCAACAGCAGCUCCUUCUCUCGUGGUGGGAAUGAGGUGACCACAGACGCCCAGGCCUUGUUGAAUCGGGAAGCACAGAGCUCAAGGCAGCGAGGAAGAGGAUAUAUGCCCCCUCUAAGAGACCCACUUAUGCUAGCUAGAUCCCAUGCCCCCCAAAACAGCACCACCAGAUGGGGACCUGGCAUCCAGACGCAUGGGCCUAUGGGAGGCAUUUAGGCUCAAAUUUUGACAGGAGUUCAUUGAAAAUAUAAUUUCCCAAUAUUGCUCUGGGAGAGAGAGACAGACAGAUGGACAGACACAGACAGAUGACAGAGAGACAAAGAAUACACGUUUUGUUGUCAGUAUUUGGGACAGAGUCUUGCUAUGUAACCCCAGUUGGCCUGUCUUUCAUUAUGUAAUCAGGCCGGCUUUGAACCCAUGGCAGCCCUCAUGAACUCAUGGCCUGUGUCUCCCAAGAACUGGGAUUACAGGUGUGCAGUACCGUGCCAGGCUUAAGAAUGUGUGUGUUCAUCAAAAGCCUUCAGACCAACUUCAAAAACAUUG